Messenger RNA from Seriola dumerili (greater amberjack), 1779 nucleotides. RefSeq names its product synaptotagmin 4 (gene syt4). Bases 239 to 1657 code for a protein of 472 amino acids. Gene Ontology annotation, cellular component: membrane; synapse; axon. The record is from RefSeq and is a predicted model, not a curated record. Lineage: Eukaryota; Metazoa; Chordata; Actinopteri; Carangiformes; Carangidae. The transcript has 5 exons. Gene Ontology annotation, molecular function: phosphatidylserine binding; SNARE binding; clathrin binding. Gene Ontology annotation, biological process: regulation of dopamine secretion; regulation of calcium ion-dependent exocytosis; calcium-ion regulated exocytosis.
CACACUCACGCAUCACAGAGUAACAGCAGCAGGGUGAGAACAGAGCAUCCCUCAUCCAUCCAUCCUCUCUGGGAAAACAAGGCUGCUUUUUGAAUUAUUGAAGCCGCACAAAAACAAAACCCGUUACAUUAUUAAACAUAAUCGAAGCCGAGAUAUUGCGGAGAUAUACUGAAACCUCGUCGCCAGGAGAGCUCGGUGUGAAAGCAGAAGGACCGUUUCAGCACCUUGGACAGCGACAAUGGCUCCUAUGGUGGAGGACGGAGCUCAGCUCGUGGCAGUACCAGUAGGUGUAGCUGUGAUGAGUGUCUUUGGCCUUGUCUUCACUGUGUCAGCCUUUGCGUGGAUCUGUUGCCAGCGUAAAAACACCAAAUCCCAGAAGACACCUCCCUACAAGUUUGUUCACAUGCUCAAAGGGGUCGACAUCUACCCAGAGAGCCUCAGUGGCAAGAAGAAGUUUGCCGCACCUGCCACCACAACAACAAAUGACACCAGUAAAACUGACGUUAACGGAAACUGCCACACCGUGUCACCUAUGAGUCCGGCUGGCACCGGCAAACUGGCAUCAAGUCCAAACGGUUCCAGACCGGCUCUGCAUCUAGAUCUGGAGAAACGGGAUCUGAAUGGCAACUUCACCACAAAACCAUUUCACCACCACCACCAGAAAGUCCGGAGCUCCCCAGACCUGGAGCUGCCAUCUCCUCAUGCAGGGUUCACCCAACCUGGGGUAACUGACCGCCGUGACCUCGCUUCACCAUCCAGCACCCUCUCCAGCCAGGCACCCACCCCUGCUGUGGACAAGCCCCACGGAGAGGAGAGGGACAGUGGGUUAGGGACUCUCCACUUCUCCCUGGAGUACCAGCCAGAGAAGAAGGCAUUCAUUGUCCAUAUCAAGGAAGCCCAUGGCCUGACCCCAACGGAUGAACAGUCGCUGACCUCUGACCCCUACAUCAAGCUGACCCUGCUGCCAGAGAAAAAACACCGGGUGAAGACCAGAGUCCUGAGGAAGACUCUUGACCCCGCCUUCGACGAGACCUUCAGCUUCUAUGGGAUCCCGCUGGCCCGAGUGUCAGAGUUGGCCCUUCACUUCAUGGUGCUGAGCUUUGACAGGUUCUCCCGCGACGAGGUCAUCGGGGAGACCCUCGUCCCCUUGUCCGGGAUUGACUUGUCAGAGGGGCGUGUCCUGAUGAGCCGAGAGAUCAUCAAGAGGAAUGUCAAGAAGUCCUCAGGCCGAGGCGAGUUACUGCUGUCUCUGUGUUACCAGUCCACUACCAACACUCUGACUGUGGUCGUCCUCAAGGCUCGCCACCUGCCCAAGACUGAAAACAAUGGACCUUCAGAUCCAUACGUCAAGGUGAACAUGUACCAUGGAAAGAAGCGCGUGUGCAAGAAGAAGACCCACGUGAAGAAGUGCUCCCCCAACCCAGUCUUCAACGAGCUCUUUGUCUUUGACCUGCCCUCUGACGAGGGCCUGAGGGACACCAGCGUGGAGCUGCUGCUGAUGGACUCAGACACAGGCAACUCGCGCAGCCCCAACACCGUCCUUGGGCGCCUGGUGCUGGGCACAUCGGCAGCGGGAACUCCCGGCGAGCACUGGAGGGAGAUCUGCGACCACCCGCGUCGCCAGAUCGCCAAGUGGCAUGCCAUGUCAGAGGAUUAGAAUGCCAGGGUGUUGGUGGAUUCUGACGUCCAUCCCAUAUGUGGUCAAACACAAGGGGGAUGGAAUGAAGAUGGGCAGGAUUUAAUGUCCUGCCAACCAGUACUCAUUGGACUUUCAGUGAG